UCGUUUCUCAUUUUCUGUCCACUUCCUCAGCUGCUCCCAGACGCGGCUUUACAAAUUGUGCUCUCAAUAUAGAAAUUGAUUACCAAAAUCUGCAUUCCAUAAUGGACUCCCUCUCCUCAGCCCCGAAACAGUCGCAGCAAUACCAACACGCUCUCGUGAUGCGGCACGGGGAUCGAAUUGAUGAGUUGGUGGACUUCUGGCUCUCGAAUGCCACCAGGCCCUGGGAUCCACCUCUGGUCAAUGCUGGAUGUGUCCGGGCCUUCCACACCGGCGCAAAGCUCAGAACCCAGCUCGGGUUCCCAAUCCACCGGGUGUUUGUUUCUCCAUUCAUGCGAAGUCGUUUCCGCUCUCUGUGCCAUUGGGGGAAAUUCCGAUGCUCUCCCCAGGACCGACAUGCUGAUUGACCCAUCAAAGAUUAAGGUAUCUAUCGAGUACGGCAUCAGUGAGAUAUUCAACGGCAUGAGCAUCAAAACACCUCCUAAGGAUGGGGAGUGGGGAUUUAACCUCCCUGAGCUUGAGCUGAAAUUUCCAGCAGGCACUUUGGAUCCUGAAUUUGAACCAGUCGUCAAAGAGUUGCCGAAAUGGGGAGAGACGAGUUCAGAUGCAUACGCCCGAUUUGGACCAGUUAUUCAUGCCCUUGCAGAUAGAUAUCCGUCUGAAAAUUUGUUGUUCAUCACUCACGGAGCAGGGCUGCGAGCUACAGCUUGGACAUUUUUGAACGGUGCGGAAGUGCACAAAGUGGAGUAUUGUGCCUAUGUCGAACUUGAACGGCAGAUCAACAUGAACGACAGCAAUUCCUUCAUCGCGGGGAAAUUUGGUGUUGUCUCCCAUCAUGGUUACUAAGAACCGCUAGGGCAAAAAUUUGCUGGCUUCAGUAAACCUGAUUUAAUUGUUCGAGUUUUUGAGUGUAUAGGGGAAGAAAGAAAAUUAGACAUGCUUCAUCUUUCUUUUUCCUUUGCACUAAACGACAGGUGUAUCACUAGUUUUAUUACGGCGUGAGAUCCAAUAUAAAAAAGAUAAUUUUCCUC
Molecule: messenger RNA, 1028 nt
Organism: Punica granatum (pomegranate)
Lineage: Eukaryota; Viridiplantae; Streptophyta; Magnoliopsida; Myrtales; Lythraceae
Source: RefSeq, a predicted model, not a curated record